CAUUUAAAUAUUUAUAAGCUCAAUUAGCAGCUUAGCAGCCGCAGCUAGUAAAGCCAUCAGCAAAAGGGGGCGCCCCCUGGCGUUUGAAAAGUGAGAGUUUAGAUUUUGUGUGAGUGUGUGUGUGCUUUGGAAUAAACCGCAAGCAGCCAGCACAGCUUCCAACAGUCGUUACUGGCGCUGCCUAGCUGACGGACGUGUUGUGCUCGUGUCUUCGAUUAACGAACGAACGAUCGAAAAACAAUCAAUAACGAAAUGAAUUUCUCAAUUUGUAUGCUAAUCUUGGCCACCGUUUGCCUAUCGGCGACGUUGACGUUAGCGGCGCCACAGCAGCUGUCUCAGCGCAAUGAGAAGCAGGUUCAGGUUCAAUUGCCUUCCGAGGGUGUCACCAUCGAAGAGGUUAUUCUCGAGUCUAAUCUCCACAUCAAGCCCAAAACCAAUCUGAAUGUGAGACGCGUGCGUUCCGCGCUGGAAGAAUCUCUCAAUGGCAUUUAUGCCACUCACAAGCGUGUGAAACGUCAAUUUUUCGGAAACCAACCCUUUGGGUUUAAUGGUGGCAUAAAUGCAGGUACAAAUGCCGGUGCUGGUGGCGCCAACUCUGGCGUUGAUGUGGGGGUCGGUCCUAAUGGCGGUAAUGCCAAUGCCAAUGUCCAGCUGAAUCCCUUCAAUCAGCCGGGCCCGAAUGGUUACAAUCAGGAGCAGACUGCCUCAAAUGGUGCGGCCAGCGGUCAAUUUAACAAUGGGUUCGGUCAAGGCUCCUCAGCGGCCAUUGGACAGGCUCAAGGUUUCCUCUCCCAAGGCGGGGGUAACACUUUUGGUGCCCAGUCCGCAAGCACAUCGACGCAAUCGCAAUUUGGUAACAACAACGCUGCUAGCGCCGGUCUAAGUCAAGUCUACCGUUUGCCCAAUGGCCAGACCAUCAAUUUUGCCUCCAGCAACAAUUUUGCCAACAAUGGACUUAAUAAUGCCGGCAGCCACGGUUCAUCUGUGUCUGUGAGCGGUUAAAGAGUUUAAUCUUGUAAUCAUAUUCAAAAAGUUAACAAUUAAAAUGCGCUUUAAUCUAUUUAACUGCAAAUAUUUAUGAAAGCACUAGAAAUCGUUAUCAAAAAUUUAAACUUGUCGCUAAUCGCCAUUUUGUACUCUUUAAAUAUAUCGAUAACUAUCUUAAAUUCGUUUUGAUUUCAUUGGUAAAGUCAUCGAUUUCGCGCUUAAUCGUAAUCGCCUCGGUCUUCAAUUAACUAUUUAAUGCUGGCUGUCUAUGAAAGCCCUAAAAAAUUGAUAAAAUUUAAAUUGUGCCCGACUUUAAUAAUUCUUCGCCUUUUUUCUGUAAGAAUCC
Drosophila albomicans is the source of this 1333-nucleotide messenger RNA. RefSeq names its product circumsporozoite protein. NCBI's taxonomy places the organism in Eukaryota, Metazoa, Arthropoda, Insecta, Diptera, Drosophilidae. The record is from RefSeq and is a predicted model, not a curated record. The coding region runs from base 253 to 1002 and encodes 249 amino acids. The transcript is spliced from 2 exons.